This is a messenger RNA of Megalopta genalis, 1463 nucleotides long. The record is from RefSeq and is a predicted model, not a curated record. Lineage: Eukaryota; Metazoa; Arthropoda; Insecta; Hymenoptera; Halictidae.
AUCAAGCUAAGAAGUUUUUCUUACACCAUGGUGAGGUUGUAGAUUGUCAUUGACUAUGUACGCAUAAAACCGUACGUAUUUUUGGUACACGUUAUUAUACACACGUGCGACAGAGAAAUUGUAAAACGAGUGACGAUACAGUGAAUGCCACCGUGAACGAGUGUUUCGACGAGACAGCAACGUCUGCUUUCGCGGGCUCCGGUAUCGAAUUUCAACGCACCGACACGAGCAAGCCCUGGCCUCACCGACGCCAAUUAACGUGACUUUGGCCGAAUGAUUGGACCGUGUCCCGGCUACGGACCGAUGUGACCAGGCGGUUUUUCCAAUCCACCUUGGAAAAUUGCCGGAUAACGCGCAGCGUUUCCAACCGUUGCCGCGUAACCCUGGUGUGAUUGGUGGCGAAAUCGGACGGGGUGGAGAGGCGAGGCGGGGAGGGCGGGUUCAAGCAGGUAUCGGUCUGGUUGUAAGAGUAAACUGCCCAUAGGAUGAACAACGAGCAGCCGUAUGAGCCCCCAUUGAAUCCUGAAAAUACGCCUAGGGUGCUGAGUCUGGAUCCGGCCGAGGGGCCGCUUCGGGAGCCGCCUGGGAUGGAUCAUCUGUUGUACGUGCAAUUGGGAAGCCUUAUCCGCAAUCAGCGGGAAGUACGACUUGGGAUAUUGCCGGAGAAGCAGACUCCGUUCCUUCGUUCGCUGGACAACAAGGUCAAGUCGUACGUUAGAUUUUGCAACACGACCAGCCACGUGGUGGCGUUGUUUUGGAUCGAUUACGAAGGCCGGGCUGUCAGGUACGGCACACUGUCGCGUAAUAAUUGCCUGGACAUCGACACGUUCGUCACCCAUCCAUGGAUCUUCGUCGACCAGCAGACGGGGGACAGGUACGCGGUGAACCACAAGUCGGUGUUCUACCCGGAGCCGCAUCGGCUGAAUGGAGGCGGCAGGACUCGCGUUUUGAUCACAAAGCCGCCGAUCUACAAGCUGCGAGAUCGGGCUCUCAGAGUGGUCGCGGAACAUUUGAGAACACAUCUCGACGCCUUCAAGCUCGAAAUUCCCGCUGAGCUCCAGUACGAGUUGUCGGUUAAAAUAUGUGACAUGAACUGUACUUGAAAUUUUCAAUGUUACUCGAAACCCUUUGCGCUCUCGACGCCGUUUAAUCUCCGAAAUCGCAAAUAAGUUGUUCCGAUACGAAACACGACGUGCACGUAAAAUUGACCUUUUUAAAACGUAAACGAGUUUCAUGAUGCACAAGUUACCGCGGAACGUGACACGAGUCGAAGCGACGCCCCGGUGUCACUCGAGUGCCAAAAGGGUUGUACACCGAACGGUGGACGCAACGGCUGGAAAGCUGUAUCAGAUGAGAUGUAACGAUGCAUGUGAAACGUUAUAAAUGACACUUAUUUUCUGUAUUAUUAAAGAUUUUCAUGUAUAAUAUGGACAUAAAUAUAACGAAUAAAGAAUUACGCGAUC